AUGUGCUUCCCACGGGUCAACAAUUGGAUCUUUCUCCUUCUAUGGCUAGCUGUGCUUCUCCACCUCGGAAACGGCUCGUUGCCCACUCCCAGUCCAGUAUCACCCGCACAGGUGCCAACGCCACACACAUUCCGCUUCCAGAAUCCCCAGCAGUGCCUCAAGAAUGAGUACUACAACCUCAACCUCUUCGACUGUGCCCCGUGCAAUGAGGUGGGACUGGGUCAUGGUGAUGGGGGCUUGGAGAAACUGCAGCCAGACAAAUUCUCUUGCAAAUGUCCCAUUGGCCAUUUAACCAUCUACGAGCGGGGCAAACAGUGGCCCACCUGUGAUGAAAUCUGUACUCCGGACAGGAGCGACAACUGCACUUCCGUGUGGCUACCUCAGCCGCGUCCCUCCUCAUCGGUCUGCACUUAUCGGUACCUGAAUGCCACGUCCGUUUUCGCCAGCCAGCUGCCAGUGCAUCCUAUUAUUACGGGAAUUAUCCUGACCAAGACGAAUCCGUCCUCCCAAGAAGGAGACUGUCGCACUUGCGAUCUUAACUACAAUUUCCGCUUUCAGGACUUUUGUAUAGCCAGCACUCUGCUCCGCCCGUAUAUGCAUUACAAUUCCUUUUUGCAAGCCACAUCCAAUGCUCCCUCCAACUUCGGUGACCUUAAGUUUGUGGCCUUCUUCUGUCUGACCCUGCGAAACGAUACUGCCUGCCAGCAUUUGGCGAAUCUUUGCGUGCUGUCGCAUUUCUCGCUGGAGAAGCAUUCGCCGUGCAGCGCCUUUCUGCUCACCCAGGUCUCAGACGUGGUCAUGAAGUACGCCCACACCGGGGAGCAGGCUCGGGCUCUGCAACCGUUCCUCUUCUACAAAAAAGGUCGCGUCACCAAGGAGCUGCUGUCGAAAACCCUUCAGUUGGCAGAUCGCAAGGAUCUGCGCCUCUUCAGCACCACCUUUGGAUUGGGUGGAAAUCUUAAGCGUUGGGGCUCCUUCGACCUGGAGGCUGUGAAUCUUUGUCAGCAGGAAGCACCUUCCUUGCAGCUCUCCUUGCCAAAGGAUAAGUCGGAGAUUUCCUGUAGGUUGACUCUCGAGCGGCUCAUAGAUCUGGUUACUCAGCAGGACAACGAUGAGUUCUUCACAGUGUACCUGAACUUUAGCAGCAACUGGCAGUUUCUGCUCCACCAACUGCCAGUGCUCAUUGAAACCCUAACACCAGAGAAUCAGCGAAAUCAACCGGAAGAGUGGCAGUUGGUCAAGAGAUUUCAACUCAUUUCCGCCUCUCCACGAGACAAUCGUCUCCAAAAGUCUUCAGUCCCCCGUUACGAGGAUGCCCACAAGUUGCAGAUGUACCGCUCCCUGCGCUAUGUGGAGGAUCUGGAGAUCCAUUACAGCGUAGACAAGGAUCAGCCGGAUAGAGUGGGCCUUCCGCUCAUCCGGCUGCAGUAUCGCCACAUCGAAUUGGGCACUGGAAACAGUUCCCUUUCCCAGUCCUAUCCUUUCCGCUUAAGGAUAAGCUAUCAGCAAGUGAAACGAGGCUGGGAAUGGUUAGUCCUGGAAGUGGCGCUGCCCCUGCUCUUGCUGCUGGCCCUUGCGGCUGCUGUCUUCCGCCUCCAAAAUCUGCGAAGACGACGAAAGACCGACCUCUGUCAGAUGAGCAGCCUGCUGGAAUUUCUCCUGCAUUUCGCCGGAAAUGUGGCGUAUGCAUUAUUGGGAACUGCUCUCCUGCUUCUCGUCCUGCAAACAUCCAACGCACGGCUUCUGAAGUUACUCAUUUAUACUGCCUGCCUGCUUCAGUUCCUCUUCCUGGUCAUCCACCUGUGGCGUUCCAGCCAGCUGGAGUUAUUCCUCAUCGACUGGGAGCGGCCGAGAAGCAGCUGCGAGGGCCAGCGCCUGAACCUGGACAGCUCUUCCCUAUGCUCCAGUGUCCGCACUUUCGUGGCCGAGAGCAGUGUCUCCGCCUGGCGAGUCCUCUUCACGGCCAACGCCUGGAUACGACUCAGUGUGAAACAAAAGUACUCCACCUUGGGCCAGGUGUUUGUCGCAAUCGCUGCCUAUCAGUUUCUUGAUCGAUUCACCCACGGGGAACUGGGUGGCCGCUGCUUCCUGAUAGCCUCCUGCUACCUGCUCACCUAUUUUCUGCAAGUGCUGGUCCAUCGACUCCUGGUUGCCAAUCCCCUUCAGAAGUUCAUCGACCUCUGCAGUCUGGCCAACAUAUCUUUGUUCUCGUUGACUGAGCCGGGGUUUGGCUACUACAUCCAUGGCAGAUCCCCGCAUGGCUUCGCUGACACGGACAUGUCCUCUAUGAUCCUGCAGCUGCAAAGGACCCAGACCAUGUACGGACGUCGGGGAUUACUCAUGGACUCCGACAAGCAGGCAUACAUCAUCCUGCCGCCCAGAAACUUGCAUAUCUACCUGGAGCGUCUGCUCCUGCCCUUUCAGCGCAGCCUAACCAGCAGUCUAUCCCAGACGCUGCUCUACCAAAAGGACAUGGUGCCCAGUGUGGAUGGCCAAAUGGAGCGUACUUCCAUAGCCUAUGCGAGUGUUAAUCGCUUCUUCUGUGCCUUUAUUGAUCAUGCCAUCAAGGACAUGGACUACAUAAUCAAGGAGAAGUCCUUUGUGGAGCAAUUUCUAAACUGCGAAAUCGAUAACUAUAUUACUGAGAAUAAGGGAACUUUCUACAUUGACGAUUCCCUGAGCUUCUCCAGGGUGCUUCUGCUGGGAAAUCAUCUAAACAUCUUUGUCCUGGAGCUACUUACUCUUCUAUCCCUCUACCUGUUGACCACCAACUUCCUUAUUGCAGCUGCUGGAGCUAGUAUAUUCAAUAUGAUACUAAGCUUUGUGUAUCGAUAUUGGGUGCGCCGCAAUGUCUCUCGAAAGACCCUCAUCGACGAGAGAUUCCUCUUGUAGCCCCAGGAUGAAGAGCAGCACCUGAGGGAAGACGGUUUCUUUGCAAUAUGAAGGAAACAUAGGGGAUCAUUUAAGGUUUGCCAUUGGUUUUAUUUCAUAAUCCACUCGAUAGAUAGCACACAUUGUCGUUCAUUUGGGAACAUCGUACAUCGAUUCAUGCAUGGCUAUAUAAUUUCAUGAAUAGGUUUUCCACUUGUCGUCUCCAUCGUGGCAUUGAUAGGAUUAGCAGCCGUAGUUUACCAUCUAGUUUUCGCCUAUUUCUAGUAGUCCAGUGAGGAUUAUGUUCGUGUCUGUUCUUUGUGUCUUGCAUUUGAAAGAGUUUAUGAAAAUAUUUGUCAUCUCGGAUUUGGGUUAGGCUUUAGUUUAGAUCCGUGAUCGUAGACAACCGUACACACACCCAUUUAAAGAUACUUUUAUAUUGUAUGUGUUUAA
Messenger RNA from Drosophila bipectinata, 3324 nucleotides. Its product is annotated as meckelin. Gene Ontology annotation, biological process: cilium assembly. The record is from RefSeq and is a predicted model, not a curated record. NCBI's taxonomy places the organism in Eukaryota, Metazoa, Arthropoda, Insecta, Diptera, Drosophilidae. Gene Ontology annotation, cellular component: MKS complex; ciliary transition zone.